AUGUUAUCUAAAUUAUACCGACCCGUGACUGCCCUGGCCCGUGCGCCAAGUUUCCUUAAGUCCCCACCGCUCACUUUCCAACUCCGGCCACUGUCAUUCGGGUUCCCUAAACAGUACAAGCAGCCAGGUUCUAAGAACUUCCGAAGUCCUUUCCACGUACUACGGCACCACUGGGAGCUGACUCCGUUGCUUGCGUGUGUAGUCUUCGAUGUGUUUCUCAUGGGUACAGCCACGUAUACUAGCUUAGCAGACAGGGUGGAUAUCCAGCUCACAGGGCAUAGCUGGAACUCUAUCUCUCGCCGCAUGAACUUGCGAGAGCCAACCGUACACAAGUUCCUAGUUUUCAACCAGGAUUAUGAGCCCUGGCCUGAGAUGCAGGAUGUUCUUGAUAAGAUGGCUGAGAAGGAAGCCAAGCCUUGUGCUCUGAGGAAUCGAGGAAAAUAAGGGUUUUAAA
Molecule: messenger RNA, 454 nt
Organism: Cydia strobilella
Lineage: Eukaryota; Metazoa; Arthropoda; Insecta; Lepidoptera; Tortricidae
Exons: 2
Coding region: 1-444 (147 amino acids)
Source: RefSeq, a predicted model, not a curated record